Fomitiporia mediterranea MF3/22 is the source of this 1870-nucleotide messenger RNA. RefSeq lists its product as uncharacterized. NCBI's taxonomy places the organism in Eukaryota, Fungi, Basidiomycota, Agaricomycetes, Hymenochaetales, Hymenochaetaceae. Bases 686 to 1777 code for a protein of 363 amino acids. The transcript has 4 exons. The record is from RefSeq and is a predicted model, not a curated record.
CGACGCUAGAGAGAGGAUGCCGAAUUUGCGUAUAUAGUCGCUAGACACUGCUACCGACAUCGCAACAUGUCCCCUGGUUGUCUUAAGUACGGGCAAAGGUUCAAUGUGAGCGACAUAUAGAAUGAUCUGCAAAUCAAUGCCCUAUACAUGUACAUUUAUGUAAGGGCACCAAAAGCUACGAAGAGCAAAUUGUCCUAGGAUCACGAAAGAGUCUCAAUAAUGGCCACUGCAGCAAUAACAAUGAUCGGCUGCUUGCCGGAUAUAGGUAAUCCGAACAAUUACCAAAGCGUCGUGGCUUCAGAUAUUGAAAUCACUAACUCCACACGACAAGAAAUUUUUCUUUUCUACACGUUCCAAGUUGGACUCAAUAGAAGUCUAAGGAAAGCUGUGAUGAACUGCGAGUUACUGGAAUGGAUUUUGUUCCAUGGGUUCGUGAUGGGCGACAGGAUUAUCUGUAAUUCUAGCCACUGGCGUUUAUACUUGCGAAGGGCCACAUUGAUCAUCUUCUCCACGUAUAUCAUUUGUGGCUUUGGUCUGUCUUUUCUUCAUUUAAAGCGAGUGCAGUCACACGCGUUUGCUUAGUCUUCUCUUCACUCCCCCCUGGUUUCUCGAUCCUUCGUCUUGGGCUCGAGGAAACAGGCAAGGGUAUUAUUCGUCAGGGCUUUUUGCGAACUGGGGCCAAUCUAUGCCAACCUACUCUCCGAGAUAUCGUCUUUGUAAACUUCGGAAAGAUGCGAUAAAGAGAGGAGUGACAGACGGAUCGGUCUGUCCAAGACAGGUAUUUGGUAGCCUCACAGGUAAUGUGGACUCCACUGGUAAAGGCCGCCUAGAGAACGUUCUUGCGCUAUCGAGAAACUCCUUUGUUCGAGGGCUUAUCUUGAGCGGUGUUUCUCCGGUCCUACACCCCCGACCUCGAGAAAUAUAUGGCGACCCUUAUGCUCCAGCUCUUAUCAUGGAGGCACAGGGAAGAAGCGUCCUCGAGACGAAUAACGCAAGCAGGAUUUCUAGACCGAGGCCUUUGAGAACAAGAACCAAGAAAUGCGGAGUUUGUGCUUCUGGAAGACUCGGUGGAUGCGUGAGAUACCUCACGAGUCAGAUCGGACCGGCGCUGGCGCUGGAAGAACUGGUGGUGCGGGCUAUACAACCGAGACCGACUCAGAAAAAGUACUCUUUGGGGUUACGAAAGAUGCCUCCCGGCCCUUCUCCGCUUUCAGAACCAAUCUCGUUUAAUGAUUGCGAGAAGCUGGCAUAUAGUGUCAAGGCGAGUGGGAUGAGGACGCCGAGAGGUGGUUCUACGAGUGUACCGGUACCCAUGUCGUUAAGGAAAGUACCCGCUCACCGUAUACAAGGGAUGAAAGUAGCGAACAGCCGUCGAUUAGUCCACGAAGUCCGCAGUACCGUCUCAGCUACGCAUGAACAUGUACAUUCUGUUGAUACAGAUUCGAAGCCCAACUCAAAAGAACGAGUCAUUUCGCAUGUGCAAGGUCCCAUUCCAGCCGGAUCAGACGGAGAUGGUCGUAUAGCUGCGGCUCGCAAUCGCUAUCUAAACAGCCGCAAGGAUCAGCCCUUGGUUAAGGACAAACCAGGGUUUGCUCCCAGGAAGACCAGUCGCGUGCAACAUCCGGUUUCGUCACAAAGCAGCAUUCCUUUUCCUACUACCCAAUCCGAUCAACUCGACCGUGCCUCACCUGUCGGUUCUGGAAAGGGCUGGCGCAAGCUGCGUUCUAUGGGUUCCGCUCUUAUUAAAAAGAAAUUAGUGCAAGGGAUGGCUUUCUAAUUUACUGUGACAUUCGAUAUUGACAUCUAUGGUCUCUCCGUCAUUCCUUCUGGACAAUUAGUUUCACAUUCCUUUGUAUAUCAUUUGAAAAGC